Mytilinidion resinicola is the source of this 1410-nucleotide messenger RNA. RefSeq names its product Actin/actin-like protein. Gene Ontology annotation, molecular function: chromatin binding. The transcript has 5 exons. Bases 1 to 1410 code for a protein of 469 amino acids. Gene Ontology annotation, biological process: regulation of transcription by RNA polymerase II. NCBI's taxonomy places the organism in Eukaryota, Fungi, Ascomycota, Dothideomycetes, Mytilinidiales, Mytilinidiaceae. The record is from RefSeq and is a predicted model, not a curated record. Gene Ontology annotation, cellular component: SWI/SNF complex; NuA4 histone acetyltransferase complex.
AUGAAUCCCAGCUCGGCCACCGCACCGAACACGAACGAGUACGCGGGAGACGAAAUCUCAGCGAUCGUCCUCGACCCGGGCUACUCCUCGACCCGCGCCGGAUUCGCCGGCGAAGACAUCCCCAAAUCCGUCAUCCCCAGCUACUACGGCAUUGCGCCCACCGCCUCAGGCUCGUCCCAAUACCUUUUCGGCGAAAAUUCGAUUCACAACCCGCUCCCGAACCUCGAAAUCAAGAACCCAUGGAGCUCGGACGGCAUAGUCGAGGAUUGGGACACGGCGACGAAGCUGUGGGAGUAUGCGAUCACGUCGCGCUUGACGGGGCAGCGGCCCACCGACCCCACCAAGAACGGGCUGAAUGAUGGCACAAAUGGCGAGGAGAAUGGGCAGAUGGAUGUGGAUAUGGAUGGGCUGGAUGAUGCGGAGAAGCCGCUUGCCGAGAGCCCGCUGCUCAUGACAGAGCCAGGCUUGAGCUCGGCUAAGGCGCGGGAGAAGUAUAUUGAGAUUGCGAUGGAAGAUUGGGGGACUCCGGCAUUCUAUCUGGGGAAGACUGGGGUACUGGCCGCAUUUGCUUCGGGGAAGGCUUCAGGCAUCGUCAUUGAUAUUGGAGCCUCCACGACGACGGUCACACCCAUUGUGGAUGGGCUGGUGCUCAAGAAAGGUGUCCAGAAAUCCCCACUCGCUGGAAACUACAUGUCGAACCAGCUCCGCCUCAUCUUCGCGCAAUCGCAACCCCCAGUCCCUCUCACGCCGCACUUCAUGGUUGCCUCGAAAUCACCCGUCGAUGCUGGCGCCCCCGCUCAAGCCAUCUACAAGAAAUUCGAGGUCCCCCCAACUGCCUCCUUCCGCAGAUUCGAGGAAGAGCGCGUCCUGACCGAGUUCAAAGAGUCGGUGGUAGAGACAUGGAACGGACCAAACCGCCUCAGCGUCCCCGGAACCGAGGAAUCGCUAAAGAGUGCGCCGGGCAGGCCAUUUGAGAUGCCAGAUGGGUACAACCAGCUGUUUAGCGCAGAGAGGUUCAAGGUUGCGGAGGGCUUGUUCGAUGCUUCAUCGGCGUUGCAUGACCCCGACAACCCCCGCCCCAAAGACGAACAGACGAUCCCCCGCAUGGUCCAAGCCGCCAUCCACCACAUCGAUGUCGACCUCCGCCCAUUAAUUCUCGGUAACGUCAUCAUCACUGGCGGCGCGUCGCUCACAUACCGCAUUAUGGAUCGCAUCAACAACGAGCUUUCGCAAAUGUUCCCGGCGCCACGAAUCAGGCUCAUUGCACCUGGAAACACGAUCGAGCGCAAGUAUGCUGCGUGGAUCGGUGGCAGUAUCUUGGCGAGUUUGGGCAGUUUCCACCAGCUAUGGAUCUCGAAGAAGGAGUACGAGGAGCACGGGCCUAGUAUUAUCGACAAGAGGAUCAAGUGA